CCCCCAGAUUUUACUUUCUUCAUUCAUUCCAUCAAGCAAUACAGAAAAAAAACACCUUAAUUACCGGAGGCAAUUCAAACAUGAAGGUUCAUCAGAUGACGCGCGGUGGCUCCGUGUUUGAACACGAUGUCCCUUCACUAUCCCUUGGCUGCAAGCGCUUCCGUCCUCUGGCUCCCAAGCUCUCCCCCUCCGACGCCUUUGAUCACAAGAACUUUGUUAGACCUGAAAGCAGCAGCAGCAGCCCUCUUGGAUCGCCUCAUGAAGAGUGCAAGAGAGACGCCGGCGCACUUCAUCUGAUGAGGACGGCGGCGGCACUGGAUACGCAUCACGGUGGGACUAGAUGGAACCCGACACAAGAACAGAUAGGCAUCCUGGAGAUGCUAUACAGAGGGGGGAUGAGAACUCCUAACGCGCAACAAAUUGAGCAAAUCACCGCACAGCUAGGGCGGUACGGGAAGAUCGAGGGCAAAAACGUCUUUUACUGGUUUCAAAACCACAAAGCUCGAGAGAGGCAGAAGCAGAAGCGGAGCAGUCUCGGGGUGAACCACAGCCCGAGAACACCACCGCCAUCCCUGCAGCCCCUUUCCGCCUCUGCUCCCUUACUAUUACCGUUCGACCCAUGGGGAGAAAAUAGUCCAUGCAAGAGAAAAUGGACAUUUGAGAGCUUGGAGGUGGAGAAUAGUUCAUGGGGAAGAGAAGAAGGGGAUGAGACUUUAGAGCUCUUUCCAUUGCACCCUGAGCUAGGUAGAUGAUGAAGAUUGAUGAAUUAUUGUACGUGUAUUGUUGUUUGAGAAAGGCCCGGCCCCGCCCGGCUUCCGCAAGGCCACCUUAAUUAGCUUCAAUAAUAGUAAUAAAAAUGAUUUCUGACUCAAAAUUCUUGAUCGAGUAUGUAGCUAAGCCUGAGAUGCAGUGCGGUGGUUGAUUAAUUUACAAAUUUGCUCUUUCUCGUUAGGGGAUGUUCUUAUCAAGGCUGAAUAUGAGAAAUAACAUUCAUUUUCUACUUUGGUUGAGAUUUACAUUCAAGAUAGAAGUGACAACAAGAAAUGAAGAGAUGGAGCUUAGAUGAAUAUAAGAGAAAGAUUUUA
Molecule: messenger RNA, 1085 nt
Organism: Cuscuta campestris
Lineage: Eukaryota; Viridiplantae; Streptophyta; Magnoliopsida; Solanales; Convolvulaceae
Source: the annotation of a GenBank genome assembly